GCAACACUGAUCGAUAAGUCCGCGUGCGAUUGUGAUUAUACUUUUUUUUGUCGUCCAAAAGUGCCGUAUAAAAAUGUUUUAAGUUAACCCCACAAACCUGGCCAUACCCAAGGCACUGAAGUAGCGAAAUUGGACACAAUAAUCGACAAAUAUCACUCAAAAACAUACGAAUCCUGUACAUUAAAGCCAACCAUUUUUUAACCUGUGUCGUAUUGCCGUAGUAUUAGUGAUUGGUGGUGUAUGUGUGCGCGUGUGUGUCUCCCCUCAGUCCGAAUCGCGAAAUCGAGAAUAGAAAGAUGUGUGUGCUGCUCCGGUAGUGGUAGUGUGGCGAGCUAAAAGCGUGAAAUUAACACACCACAAGAAAAUACGCGAAUCUAAAUUCAAUAAUCGAAACUAAGCCGCCGCCAGUUAACCUCCUCCUGCUUCUUUCCCCCUCCCCCACCCAGAGACAAAUAAAACAGCCAACACAAUGCAACCCUCGCCGCUGCAUUACUCGACGAUGCGGCCACAGGCUCCCGGAUCGCUGGUCGAUCCCUACGAGGACGAACUUCGCAUGGCGCCCUGGUAUUGGGGGCAAAUCACACGCGAGGAGGCAAAGAAUAUACUGCACGGAAUGCCCGAUGGCAGCUUCCUGGUGCGCGAUGCGCUCUCCAAGAAGGGGGAAUACACACUGACACUGAUGAAGGACGGAAACGAGAAGCUGAUAAAGAUCUGCCACAUCAAUGGCAUGUACGGGUUCAUUGAGAAGAAACUAUUCAAUUCGGUGGUGGACAUGGUCAACUUUUACAAGGCCAACUCCCUGAAUAUGUACAACAAGACGCUGGACAUAAUGCUGAGCCAUCCGAUUGUGCGAAACUACGAGGAGGAUGACGCCCAUCCACAUGGGGAUCUUGGACUGCUGAGCAACGAGUUUAUACGCACAUCGCAGAUGCUGCAGCAGCUGGAACAGAACCUUGAUCAGAAGAAAAACUCCUUCAAUGCCAUUCGUGAGGAGCUGCAGGAAAAGAAGCUCCAUCAGGGCGUGUUUGGGAAUGCCGAGAAGAUAUUUCGCGAUCAAAUCAAACUCAACGAAUCGGUGAUGAAGACACCCGCCGCCGCAGAGAGCAGUGCCCCUGAAAGCGGAGGAGCAUCAACACUCGGGACGGCCGCUGGUACGGCUGGGACCUCCGCUUCGGCCUGCAGCAACAAUGCCAAUACCCGACAGAGCCUCCAGGAGAACCAGGCCCAUCUCCUCGCUCUACUCGAAGUCAUGCAGGAGAAGAUGCAACAGCUGAACCACUACAUGGAGUGCAAGAAGAAGGAGGAGCUGCUGCUCGAGCGUCAGAUCAAUGCCACCAAGCCCGAGCUGCAGAUGCUGCAGUUGCGCAAGGACAAAUAUAUUGAGCGCCUGAAAGGAUUCAAUCUCACGGAUGACGAUCUAAAUGCCAUACUCGAGAUGGGUUUCGCGAACUGGCGGCAACAGUACGAGAGUGUCUUGAAUUUGCCACACAGGGACGAGACCUACUGGUUCCUGAAGGAUGCAACGCGUCGUGAUGCCGAGGAGCUGCUCCGCGGCUCACCCUCUGGAACCUUCCUCAUCCGUGCCCGCAAUGCCGGCCACUAUGCGCUGUCGAUUGUGUGCAAGGGCAAUGUUCAGCAUUGCAUCAUCUAUGAGACGGAGAGUGGCUUUGGUUUUGCGGCACCCUACAACAUCUAUCCCACGCUGAAGAAGCUCGUGGAGCACUAUGCCACAAAUUCGCUGGAGGAGCACAACGACACGCUGACCACGACGCUGCGACUGCCUGUGUACUACUGGGAGCAGAACAGGGCCCAGAUACUCGAAGAGUUGGAGAUGGAACGAGAGCAAGAGGCAGCGGCGGUGGCGGCGGGGUCUUCGGCACAGACAUCGCUGGGAAGCAGCAGCACCAGUACCAGCAGUGCGCCCAUACCGACGCCCAGGGCACGUUCUGAUCAGGAUCAGGUGGAUGGUGGGGAAACGGAGACGCCACCGGCCUCAAUUUCGCCAUCAAAUUUUAGCACAUCGCAGUAGACACGCCCCCCACACACACACACACACACAAACACACAAAGCCCUUAACCUCACAGGCUAGCUAUCGUAUCUAUUGUAUCUAUAUCUAUCUCUAUAUCUCUCUCUAACCUCUCGCGCUCCACUAUAAAGCUAUAUAUCUCUCUAUCUCCAUGUGUAUAUACGAUAUAUAUAUAUAUAUAUAUAUAUAUAUAUAUAUAUAUAUUUCGUAUAUAAAUAUUUUGUUGUCGUGUGAUGGAUGGGAUGGCGUUGCAGUACAACUGCUUCGGGGACCAUCCCCCAAAAAAACAAAGGAAGGAAAACCCAUGCUCCAGAAUAAUAACAAUGUUUUGGUGAUCAUAUUGAUGUUGUUUAAACUUUAUAUAUACAUAUACGUAUGUGUAUAUCCAUUUUUUGUAAUACUGCAUUUUGCGUGAUAAUUGAUACGUCAAGCAUCUGUUGUAACCCCUCACCUGCCCCCACUACAUGUCCCUGCUACAAACCACACCCUUUCCUGCUCCUUAAUUACAUUGUUAUCACGCUGCGCGUUGCCGUCAUCAUCGAGUGGGAGGGUUAUAUAUAUUUAUAUAGUAGGUAUAUAUGCAUGUUGGGGAGGUGACCCCCUCUAGGAGAUAUCCGAAGAAAUUCUACGAUAUUUCUUCAAACCAUUUUGUCGCGUGUUAAUGUAAAUAUAGUACUUGCUGCGGAAACAAAGAACACAGAGAGAGAGAAAUUUUUGAAAUCAGGUUACGGUUUUGAUAACCUUAUAGACCUUGACCAACAGUCCCUCCCCCGCCACCUCCUCACAGCCUGUGCCCGCUGGGCCAUGGGCCCUCUAAUAUUUGUUGUUAUAUUAUGAUUGAUUUUGAUGUAGUUUUAAGUAAAGUUUACGUAUGUUUAAAUGAUGUGAUCACUCGAUUGUUGCUAAAAUAGUAAUUUCCUUUAAACAUUAUGAAUAUAUAUAUAUAUAAAUAUAUAUUUUUUUUUUUUUUAAAUAAGAACACACAUACACAAACCCCACACAGAAAAAGAUUCAGAAACAAAGAAAAGAAUACAAAUGUAAAAAAGGCACCCAGAGGAACAACAACAAAAACAAAAAAAAAACAGUGCAAUCGGAAAAAAAAAAACCGUUGCUUGAGUACUUUUAAGUACACAGUUUUUAAAAGAUAGAUUUAUAUUUGAGUGCAAUUUCUGUUAUGUCCAAAAGAUACACAUACACACAGACACACACACACAAUUUGAGUGCAAUUUCUAUAUAAUGGCAAGUUAUAUAGCCCCCGUUGUUGUUCCCCCGUUUGUGAUGGCUGGGAAAGGGUAUACAGACUUCGGCCUGGCCCCCAAAACUUAUGUUCUCUUGUGCCACCCUUAAUGUUCGUUCGAACUCGAAUUGGAUCACCUCUUUCGUGCUUCCUGUUAUGCAUUGCAUUCUAUUUCUCCUUUCGCUUCGCAUUCGAAAUCGAAUCAAAUCGAAUCGAUCAUACAUUCUCCCCUUGGCUAAUCGAAAUCGUAAUCGAAUCGAUCACACACACACCCACACAAAACACACGAGCGUCUUUCAAAUAUUUCUCUUUAUAGUAUAUAUAGUAUAUAUUAAAAAAGUUAUUCUCUAUAUACCUUAUGCCUAUAUGUAACUCUUAAUUUACGUUUAAUUUAUUUAAUUUGUAAUUUGUGUUUCAUUAAAUUUUGCUUAAAUUCUAUGAGAUUUCGGCGGAUCGGAUCUCGUACGUUGUAGUAUUUAUAAGUUUUAAAAUUAGUUUUUUAACAAAGCAUACAAAAAUUACGUUUCAACAAACACACAAAAAAAGAAACAAAUACCAAUACGUAGAAGAACCAGAUUAAAUGUGUUCUAAUCAUGAUUGAUGCGGAAUCAAUCAUGCUGAUAAAUGAUGAUGACGUUUUUUUUGCCAUACCAUACCAUACCAUACCCUUCCCCCGCCCCCCUCAAUGUUAGAUGGAAAUAUUUGUGAAUUUUUCGGUUGUUUGUGACUCUCCAAUUCUGUCUCUGCGAUUUUCAUUCAGAGCAGAAGAGGAAUACAAACAAAAGUUAAAAAGAGAACAGAAAACAGAGAACAGAAUACAGAGAACGAAACAAAACGAAACGAAGAAAAUAAAAAGGAAUGAUAAAAACUAAAUGUGAAACGAAUUGCAAAUUUGUUGUAUUUUUUUAUAUGAAUAUAUAUAUAGUAUAUUGAUAUAUAUGUAUAUGUAUAUGUAUAUGUGUAUCUGUACGAGUAUAACCCGCAUACAUGCCCAUUAAAUAUGUAUGCCAUUUAGAAUGCUAUAUGUUAUAGAUCAUAAGGCUAUAUGUUGUAGAUCUUUAAGCGCUAACAGCAAAAGCAACAAUCACAACAACAACAAACAACAAUUUUUUGUAGUAGUUUUUUAAAAGAAUCAACAAAAAAUGGAAAACAACUAUGUAUGUAUUUGUAUUUGUGUCUAAACCCGAAUGUUCGUAAAUAACACAAAAGCAAAAAGGAACGAAACAAUAAUAAAAUGAAUGAAAAACAAGACAAAAUCGUCUCAGUGAAUCGUCGAAUCAUUCUACUAUAUAAACAUCAAGAAAUUCUGAAAAUACGCUUUCAAAUAACAUAGUUCGAAUACGGAAUAGGAGCUCCACUCCACUUCGUUUUUGGUCUUCGUUCAACACUCUGGAAGGUAUCUGGUGUGGUACGAGUACUGCUUUUUGCUGUAUUCUCGGCAUUGGGUGUCGUCUUUCAAUGAACCAACCCUCCUCCCAUCUCGGCAGUCAUCGUCGUCGUCCGUCGUCCGUCAUCCAUCGAUGCAUUCUGCUGAGCUUGCCGAAAUGUCCAAAAAAUCACGCGCUGUCCAGUGGAACUGUAUGGAAUGACCA
Messenger RNA from Drosophila miranda, 4856 nucleotides. RefSeq names its product phosphatidylinositol 3-kinase regulatory subunit gamma (gene Pi3K21B). The transcript has 3 exons. Gene Ontology annotation, cellular component: phosphatidylinositol 3-kinase complex. The record is from RefSeq and is a predicted model, not a curated record. NCBI's taxonomy places the organism in Eukaryota, Metazoa, Arthropoda, Insecta, Diptera, Drosophilidae. Gene Ontology annotation, biological process: phosphatidylinositol phosphate biosynthetic process; insulin receptor signaling pathway. The coding region runs from base 470 to 2029 and encodes 519 amino acids. Gene Ontology annotation, molecular function: 1-phosphatidylinositol-3-kinase regulator activity.